GUUCGUAUGGUGAAUGCUCGACAUUGAUACAUAUAUCAGCUCCUUCCACUCUUGUUUACUCUUCUGUUCGCCUUUGAUUUUUUCCUCUCGCUAAUCAUAUUCAGUCCAAAAUACAAAAGACAGAAAAGCUGCCACAGAAAUAAUAGAAGACCAAAAAGCUAAAGUUAGAGGAAUCAAAAUCUUCGAGUCGCAAAACCAGCCGCCAUCCAGCAGCAGUCAAAGACGGCACAAGUACACAUUUCGGUGCUGCAAAAAUAUUGAAAUGAUCUCAUAAAAAGAUUCGCAAAACAGCUUGCAAAAGCCAAGCAAGCAAAAAUUUAAGAUUAUCACAGAAAUCUAACUUUCUUCGCUUUCUCGCGGGCGAUGUGGUUUAUUAUGUAAUACAUCACUAACUGCUUCGAAACGAAACAAAAAAUUUUUAUUCACAAAUUCAAUUAAUGCGUUAAGCGAAUAUCAGUGGAAAUGAAAUACUUAAAAAGUAUAAACAUAAAAGUAAAUAUUAUUUAAUUGGGAGAAAUAUCAUUGAUAACAGUAAAGACAGAAUAAACAUCCAAAUUGUCCGGGGGUGAAUUAAAUGAAAUAAAAUGGCGCGAUCAGGAGGAAACAUUAUGCAGCUAGGAGCGAUCACUAUGUGGCUUAUUUUUAUUACAUUAACAUUUGGAAUAUCUAUUGGAACAGAUCUACCAGAUUGUAAAGAAGUACAAUGUCCACUCGUAGAGACUAUCAAGUGUCCACCAGACAGCAACGCUCGCAUCAUACAACCCCAUUUGGUGGUUGCUAAUGGAAGUGAAACUAGCAAUGUAAAUAAUUCGUCACAGACGAACCUCAGAAGACGCCGUGAUCUCGCCGCACAGGCUGUAAAUAUAACUACAGAUACUCCAACCACAGAUGGGGUUCCCACUGUACAACCGACAACCGAAGAUGCAGCUGCAACUCAUGGACUGGAUGUUGCAACAAACUCGGUGGAUCUUCCACUUAUUAGUCAAGAUGUUCCUGAACGUAAUCUUACUGAGCAAUGUUGCCCCACAGCUGAGUGCGUUUGCAAUGAAAUUUGCCACAUCCCAUCCUGCUUCAACGCUUCCCUGGUCCUUAUUGAAACCAAGCCACGAUCAAACAUACCUGGAGAGUGCUGUGCGGAAUACACUUGCGGUUUUGAGCCCAACUGCGCGCAGGUCAUCAACACCAAUGGGUCAUGGCUUAUCGAUUGCCAGGUCUGUGAAUGCGUCGCUGGUCAAAGGAUUUGCCAUCGAUCAUGUGAUGAAAUUCGCCCCGGUCCAGCUAAUUGCCUUUCGCAAACUCUAAAAAGGUCAUUUUCAAACGGCGAGUCCUGGAAGGAAGACGAGUGUACCACGUGCGAAUGCGUAAGUGGGGAGAAGAAAUGCCUGACGAGCUUCUGCAAGGCCCUGAAUUGUCCGAACAAAGUGAAGCUCACCGGUGAAUGCUGUCCGAUGUGCGUUGAUGUAGAACCUGUGCCUGAAGUGGUGAGCACAUCUUCUCCAACUACCCCAUUGCCAACUAUUACCGAGGGAGUAUCACCAGUGGUGCCGCCUUGUGCCAAUCAGGACGAAAGGAUCGUUCAUGUUGUCGAGUCAAAGAACGAAAAUUGCAUUCUAUAUGCAAUUAUUGCGUUCCUGGCGCUGAUUGCCAUGAUUUUCAUCGGGUUAUAUUACCAUGAGCGGUCCAAACAACGAUCAUACCGGCCCGUACCGGUUUUCGAUUCGAACUUCAAUAAAAUUAAGUCGAAUAUAUCGUCGUAGGUUUAAGGAUAAUCUGAAAGUGAAAAAUGAUUCAGGUAUUUUCAAAGUAAUCUUGUUUGAAUUUUCUCUUUUGUUUAAAACAAUCAAUAAAAAGGUUUGUUAGCCUCUCAAAGAACAGAUUCAGAUUCAUUAACACUAUGCAUCGAAAGUGAAAUCUAAAACUAAACCAACUUUGAAAAAAAUAUUGAAAGAUUGCUGGAAGAGAAUGUCCUGUGCCGUUUCACGAUAAUCUUUUAUUUACAAGUUUAUCUUCUGUUGCAAAUUCGCAAUCACAGGGUCAGUAUUACAUGAGUAUUUGUCAAGUUUGAAGUGAUUGAUUCAUAUCAACUAGAUCUUUGCCACAAAACUAACUUAAAUUUAAAUUUGACAAAUCGUCGGAUAAUUAUUGACCAUAUAAAUAAUAUAUUCAUUUGAAAAAUAUACCUCAUUUCUAUUAUAACGAAAAAAAUUUAAUUUUUCUAUAAGAUUUACUUAUUUUUAUUUAGUAAUUAAAUAACUGAUCAAUAGCAGGAAAAAAUACAUGGUAGCUAUAAGAUGGAUGCUAUUUACUAGAAGCUGUCCUAGCUUAACGGGAAAUAUUUGAUCUUUUAAAACAAAAUAAAAAUAGUCCGCGUUUUUCAAAUUAUUCUGUUUAGCAAUAAUUAAGAUACAAAAUCCAGCUUUUUCCAAAAUUUUGCCUUUUUCAUACAAAAGAAGUAUCAAAAGCAUCAAAACAUUAUUGAAAUAAAUAAAAUAUGAUAAGUCGUUUCAUAAUUUAUUCAUCAAAUAUAUAACACUUUUGCACAGAAUCUAAUUCUGCGCAAUUUUCACAGAAUGCAAUUCUGCGCAAUUUGCACAGAAUAAAAUUCUGUAUAAUGUAUGAACUGCCUUUAAAAUAUAAAUAUCAUAGGAUAAACUUUAGUUUAUAAUAUAACAUUAUUCAACACGAGAUAUACAUACUAAAGUAAAAAUAAUCAAAUUCAAAAUAUUAAGUUAAAAAGAUUUUCAGUUGAAGAUAAAAAUAAAUCACCUUUUCUAGGACAUAAAUUAUAUAAAAAACGGAACUGUUGUGAUAUAUGAAUGUAAGUUAUUUCUUCUUUUAAUUUUAUCCUAUCCAUAAUUAUUAUUAUUAUUAUUUUUUCAAAACUAUAUAAUUACUUUUAAGUUUUAAACGCAUACUACUAGGGUUUAUGCACAUGGAAAGGAAUUAAAUAUUUUAUCAACCAAUUCAAAAGAUAAAACUGAAAAAAGGAAAUGAACAUCUGUAAACUACUAUUAAUAAACUAUCCAGUGAGUUAAGGUGAAAUAUACAUAUGUGUGUUUGUAUUAAUUAAAAAAAUAUACGAUCGUUA
Molecule: messenger RNA, 3088 nt
Organism: Hermetia illucens (black soldier fly)
Lineage: Eukaryota; Metazoa; Arthropoda; Insecta; Diptera; Stratiomyidae
Product: cysteine-rich motor neuron 1 protein-like
Exons: 3
Coding region: 585-1757 (390 amino acids)
Molecular function (GO): protein binding
Source: RefSeq, a predicted model, not a curated record